This is a messenger RNA of Sesamum indicum (sesame), 1083 nucleotides long. Lineage: Eukaryota; Viridiplantae; Streptophyta; Magnoliopsida; Lamiales; Pedaliaceae. The record is from RefSeq and is a predicted model, not a curated record.
AUGUUCCCAUGGAGUUUUGAGAAGAACGUGUUAGUCUUGAGCGGCAUUGACGUGAAUGAGAAUCUGAUGCACGUCGACCUUGGUUGGUCUGAUUUCUAUGUUGAUGUACAUGAUUUGCCUCUGACUAAGAUUAAUCUUGGGAUUGCAGCUUUUAUUCGCAACAAAAUCGGGAAAUUUAGAGACUUGGAGAUGGAACUAUUAUGGAUUUUUACGAUUACUGUUGAUAAUGCAUCUUCUAAUGAUGGAGCUAUGGUUUAUUUGAAAAAGAAACUUGAAAACUGGGGUCAAAAUAUUUUAGGUGGAAAAUAUGUGCACAUGAGGUGUAUAGCACAUAUAAUCAACCUUGUGGUUCAGGAUGGUUUGAAAGGGAAGGAUGAGCAUGAGGCAAUAUCUCGUAUUAGAGGGGCAGUUAGAUGGAACUCCACCUACUUGAUGUUAGAAGCUGCGAUAUGUCUUAAAAGGGCAUUUGAUGCUUAUGAAGAUAUAGAUGUUGCUUAUAGAACUGAUCUUUCAAAGAAACCAUUUGAUGGGGUUCCUAUUGAAUCUGACUGGGAUAGGGCAAAGAUGUUAUUGAAAUUGUUGAAUAGUGAUGAUGUUGAAUUAAGUGAUAUAACAAGAAAAAUGAAAGAAAAAUUUUACAUGUAUUGGGGAUCAAUUGAAAAGAUGAAUACGGUUUUGUAUUAUGGUGUGAUACUUGAUCCACGUCACAAAUUGGGGUUUAUAGAAUUUUCCUUUGAUAAAUUAUAUGGUGGUAUUGGACAAAGUGAUGUACUGAAAGAGAGAGUACGAGAUGGUCUUCAUGAGUUGUUCAAUGAUUACAAGUUAAGAUAUGGACACGCUCUUCAAGGAACUUUAGAAAGCCCGGGUUCAUCGUCUAGUCGUUUUUCUUCAUCUUCUUCCUCAUCAAAGAAAAUGUUUAUGCAUGAUGAAGACAAUGAGACUCGCAGGUUUUCUUUACAACAAGAGUACAUGAUGUACAUGACAGGGGGAAAAGAUCAUGUGAAAUCAGAGUUAGAGAAGUAUCUCAGUGAGGAUGUCGAAGAGUAUAGGGAAAAGUUUGAUAUAUUAAAAGUAUCUCAGUGA